Glycine soja is the source of this 1521-nucleotide messenger RNA. Its product is annotated as ubiquinone biosynthesis protein COQ4 homolog, mitochondrial-like. Gene Ontology annotation, biological process: ubiquinone biosynthetic process. Lineage: Eukaryota; Viridiplantae; Streptophyta; Magnoliopsida; Fabales; Fabaceae. Bases 640 to 1314 code for a protein of 224 amino acids. The record is from RefSeq and is a predicted model, not a curated record. Gene Ontology annotation, cellular component: mitochondrial inner membrane. The transcript is spliced from 5 exons.
AUUUUUAUUCAUCUCAAUGAUUAUCUCCUUGUAAGUUCUAACCUUUUUUUUAGGGUAUCUACCUGAAACUCUUCUCUUUGAAAGAGACGAAGGAUUCGAAUCUCUCUGAAACUUUUCUCUUCUCUUUGAUUCUUCUCUACCAGUGAAUCUCACGGCAAGCAAUCCAGCAGGUGUAUGAUGCCAAGCUUAACAAGUGAACCCAAAAAUGUUGAAAUCUUUGGUGUCUAUGAAAUCAUAGUGAGCUGGUUUAGUGGUGUUGAUCAAGCCCCUCACUUGCUCACCAAGACAUCGGAUUUGUUGUGUGCUACCUUAAACUUUUGGUGGCCAAUUCUACAUCUGAAGCUAGAAGAGUGUCCCUUCCCUCGAUGGUAAAAUAAGGCGAGACAGAGGUUUCUUCAUUUUCUAAACUUUCCCUCUCGUUUUGAUUCUUCAAUCAUUUCAGGUAACAACAUCCUUCGUUCUAUGCUUCUUUGCUUCCCAAAGAAAUUAGGGUUAUUAUUUGCUUCUUUUUCUCUGUCAUUUUGGUAAUUAAUCUGAUAAUCGAUUAUUUUCUUUGAUUUCAUGUGCUGAAAGUGUUUGAUAAGGUUUUCAUGUUCUGACAUUUUUUUGCAGAUUGGCAAGUAUAGUUAGUUAUUUGCAAUGAUAGAAGGUGGUAGAAUCUGGCUGAAGGCAUGGCAGCAGGCAGCUGUGGCAGUGGGUUCCGCGGUGGGGGCGUUGUUGGACCCUCGAAGAGCAGAUUUGAUAGCAGCUCUUGGUGAGACCACUGGAAAGCAUGCUUUUGAGAGAGUUCUACAAAGGAUGAAGAGUUCCCCUGAAGGGAGGGCCUUACUAUUGGAGCGCCCUCGUGUUGUUUGUGCAAAGGUAGGACAUGCUUGGGAUCUGCCAGCAAACACAUUCGGUGCUGCCUAUGCGAGGUUUAUGGGAUCUAGGAACUUUUCGCCAGAUGAUCGACCUCCUGUGCGGUUCAUGGACACAGAUGAACUGGCCUAUGUAGCCAUGCGGGCUCGUGAAGUGCAUGACUUCUGGCAUACCCUUUUUGACCUUCCUACUAACUUGAUUGGGGAGACAGCACUGAAGCUCAUUGAAUUUGAGCAGAUGGGCCUUCCUAUGUGUCUGCUGUCCGUUAUAGGGGGCACGGCUAGAUUCAAUGAAAAGCAGAGAAAAUUGUUUUAUCAGCACUACUUCCCUUGGGCCAUUCGUGCUGGCAUGCAAUCGACUGAUCUUAUGUGUGUAUAUUAUGAGCAACAUUUUCAUGAAGACUUGGAAGAUGUUCGCAGAAAAUUGCAAAUUGUUCCUGCUCCCACUGUUCCUUAACCGUAUUUGGACCAGAUAAAUUGUGCUCGAGUUUUGCAAUCAAAAUUUUGGAAUAAAAUCCAGUGUACAAGCUUUGCCUCUGAGAUAUAGUCAAUGAGCAUUGUAUAGGUUGGAUUUGAUCAUAUGAUCAGUAAAAUAGACUUUUCAUCACAUAUUGUAUUUUUUUUUUCAACAUAUCCUGUUAUAAUUAUUCUUGCAAUCACUGGA